CAAACCAAGGCCAGAUACAGAAUGGGGAUAACCCCGGAUCAUGCCCGUCGGUGUUUCAGAACCCAAAAGUGGAAACCAGAUGUGUCAUUUCCCAAACACGCCUACUACGUUGGGAAAAAUUAUGAGGCCUGGAUAUCAGGACACAAUGUUAAAUCCUUGGAAGAACUGCACCUCCUCAUACAAAUGGAGCAGUUCUUGGAUGGUGUUCCUGAGGACAUAACACGGUACAUACAAGAUGGAAAACCCAAAAAUCUCACCAAGGCGGGGAAGAUUGGAGCCAGAUGGAUGGAAGUGGCAGAAAGCAAGAAAGCUACUGUCAAGGGGAACGAAUACCCCAGGGGGCACACCAACCAUAAACCCUACAACCGAGGACAGCCAAAGACCCCACAUACCACCCAAGUAAAGCCACAGACACCCUAUUCUUCCACCUCACCAGUCUCCAGUAACUCACCUCGGCCCAGUGACCCAUCAGAUGGAAGAUGCUUUAAGUGUAAUGAACUGGGACAUAUCAAGGCCAACUGUCCCAAGAACACCAUGCGAGUGCAAUUCAUUACACCACCAUCACACCAAAGAUCCCCAGGCCCAGAUGCCUCUCAAAUACCCUUGGAGCGAAGGGAAAAUUUGAGAGUGGGCGGAAAGAAGGUUACUGCGUGGAGAGACACGGGGGCACAAGUGUCAGCUAUCCACCAAUCCUUCGUUGACCCCAAAUUCAUCAACCCAAAGGCCAAAGUUACAAUUUACCCCUUCAUGUCACAAGCUGUAGACUUGCCUACAGCUCAACUGCCUGUCCAGUACAAAGGCUGGUCAGGAAUGUGGACUUUUGCAGUCUAUGACAAUUAUCCUAUCCCCAUGCUACUGGGGGAAGACUUGGCCAACCAAGUGAAACGGGCCAAGAGAGUGGGAAUGGUUACACGUAGCCAAACCAGGCAAGCUUCCAGACCCAUUCCUGUUCCUGAGCCGUCCACAGGCACCCCGUCUAUGUUACCAGAGACCCAGACAGAGGUAGUGGAUCCAGAUUCCAUGCCAACCACUGAAACAGCCACAGCAUCUCCAGUCCCAGGCCCGGAACUGGAACAGCAACCAGCACCAGCAAGUGCAACCACAUCUUCAAACUCAACGCCAGAGGGCGCCAGCGAGCCAGAACUGGCAGAAGCAACACAGCCAUACCAGGUGCCAACUGAAGGUGUUGGAGACAAAGGGAUCAGGUGACCUCCUGGCCCGGGA
Molecule: messenger RNA, 1224 nt
Organism: Gopherus flavomarginatus (Mexican gopher tortoise)
Lineage: Eukaryota; Metazoa; Chordata; Testudines; Testudinidae
Exons: 2
Coding region: 22-1209 (395 amino acids)
Molecular function (GO): zinc ion binding; nucleic acid binding
Source: RefSeq, a predicted model, not a curated record